ACCGCUGCGUUCUCUCGGACGUCAUCACCGUGCGAAAUCCCUGAAAACGCGAUGCGCAUUCCCGCUCAGUUCUGAAUGGGGGGCUCGGUCCAAUUUCUGACAGCGAGUCCGGUAGUGUAACGUUAACCGUAGACGGUCCACUUAUCCAUUCAGGUCCACUGUUUUCAGACACACCGGAAGUCAACGAGCCCGCCUCUCCGGUAGUACACAUUCAUUCAGGUAGUCUGCUCGUGCACUCACAGCCCAACUAGUUCGGUCCAGUGUACGGACUCUUGUCUUCUCAGCCCGGGGAAGUUCGUGCAACCGUUGCUGACGGGAGAAGCUGUCUCUGUCUGUCCAGGAAUGAGAGAUGAUGGCCGGCUCUAUAGCAGAAGAGAAAACCUUCCGACGGUUCCUGGAGCUCUUUCUUCGGGAGAUGAGAAUGCCUCUGCAGGAGAGCGACCCUCCGCCGAUGCGCCCCUUAUCGGACCUGGUGACUGAAGACGAGGUAGAGGGCGAAUGCCUCGACCUGUGUCUCCAGCACCUCUACAAAUAUAACUGCCCUUGCUCCCUGGCUGCAGCUCUAGCCAGGGCCACAGCGGACAGCCUCCUGCAGACUGACCUUUCCAUCCACCACCUCAAUAAGACGGUAGAAGAUGGAGCUGACCCAUUACCACAGAUGGAGUCUGUGAAGCUGGCCUGGCUGGUGUUUAACAGACUGUUUGAGAUGUGCUGCCUCUGGCUGAAGGAGCUGCCUUUCCGGCGCCGUCCACAGCCGUACUACGAAACCUCCAUCCACGCCAUCAAGAACAUGAGGCGUAAGAUGGAGGACAAGCACGUCAUCAUUCCCGACUUCAACACGCUCUUCAACAUUCAGGAUCAGGAGGAACAGGCUUACUUUGCCGUGUUUGACGGUCACGGCGGUGUGGACGCUGCCAUUUAUGCUGCCAACCAUCUCCACGUCAACUUGUUCCACCAGGAGUCUUUCAGCCAAGACCCGAUCGAGGCACUCUGCAAAGCCUUCAAAGUCACUGAUGAAGGCUUCGUGAAGAAGGCCGCACGGGAGCACCUACGUUGUGGCACGACGGGCGUGGUGACGUUCCUGCGGGGUCGGACGUUGUAUGUGGCCUGGCUGGGAGACUCCCAGGUCAUUCUGGUCAGGAAAGGACAGGUUGUUGAGCUGAUGAAACCACACAAACCAGACAGAGAGGAUGAGAAGCUGAGGAUUGAGGCUCUGGGGGGCUGUGUGAUCUGGUUUGGCACAUGGAGGGUUAACGGCAGUCUGUCUGUAUCCAGAGCAAUAGGUGACUCAGAGCACAAGCCCUACAUCUGUGGGGAUGCAGACCAUGACGUCUUUCCAUUGGACGGUUCAGAAGACUACCUGAUUCUGGCCUGUGAUGGAUUCUGGGACACAGUGGUUCCAGAUGAGGCGGUGCGGGUGGUCAGCGACCACCUGGAGGAGAACUCUGGAGACACCACCAUGGUAGCACACAAGCUGGUGGCCUCGGCCCGCGAUGCUGGCUCUAGUGAUAAUAUCACUGUCAUAGUGGUCUUCCUGAGGGACCCGCGCUGCCCACCACCCACCGGCACAGAGGACGAGGAGGAGGGCGUGGCGGAGGGAGAGGUGGGGGAGGAGGAGGUAGCGGAUGUGGAGGAGGAGGAGCAGGAGCAGGAAGAGGAGGAUGAGGAUAGUGAGGCAGUCAGGGCAGAGCGUGAUGGUAGGGAGGGAGGCAGCACUGCGGACAUGGGGGGGAAGGGUCGUGGAGGCUGGCCCUUGCAGCAGUGCUCGGCCCCCGCUGACCUCAGCUACGAAGACCGAACAGACUCGUUGACGGACAGAACUAGCCUCAGCCUGCUGGGGCCGUCCAUGGAGGGCCGCAUCUUCUUGACCGGGGUCUCAAGGCAGACCUGCCCCGACUUUAGCCCCGACCUUUUCACAGCCUCCUACAACUACAGAGAAAAACGCCCGCUGAGGCGCAGGUCCUGUAUCCCCUUUCAGGAGGCCAGCAUCUCCAGCUUCACAGACCCACUGUGGCCCCAGACAUCCAUGCUGUUAGGCCAGGCAGCGAGGCAAAGCCGCAGGCUCGGUCAUGGUAGUCGCCGGUGGGGCCGGAGGAGGCCAGGCGCAUCCAAAGAGCUGCUAGGCCUUUUACCAUCCGGCCACUUGCUGCCACACAUGCAGCGCCACUCCGACCAGAGGCUUGGAGUGGCGCUUCCUCACCUGCCCCACGAUGCCAACAUCUAAAGAGAUGACCCAAACCAAACCAUCUCCUUCAUUUAUUCAGUCUUGGCCCACACUCCACACCCACACACCUCUGCCUUCAACAACACAUCUUUCUUUGAUAGUAGGUAGUUGUGGCUCCUGCAGACGUAACGUGAUUAUUGACUGUUUGUCGGAGUGGUGCUCUCUGUCCUAAGCCGAAAUGUUUCCAAACGUAAGCCGGCCCACUAAACACAAGCCCUGCUCCUUAAUUCUGUAGGUGAAGCCGUAAACUGCAUCCUCUCCAUUGUGACCAGUGAGAAUGAAGCCAGAGCUCGAAAUGCAGGUUCAUAAGAUGUGUUCAGACUGAAUGUGAAAGCAAUCUUGUAUGAAAGAGUUUACUGUUGGCAGUGGAAAUAACAGAAAGAAUGGAGGUCCAGCUAAAUCUUAAAUUAAAUCUGCGUGUUGUAAGGUAGCUGAGUCUGUAAUGGACCAUGACAGCUCUUUAGUGAUAAGAGAAGCAAAAGUUCUGUCGCAUUUAGUCUGAACACACAUUAACGAUAAAUUUAUAUGCGUUGUUGCUCAACACUCUCAGCAACGUCUUUAGACAGAAGUGAUGAUGAUGAUGAUGGUUUUGAACAGGAAGAAAAGUAAGGACGUAAGUAAUUUAUUCAGUAGUUUAUUUAUAAAGCACCUUUUAAAACCAGGGUUACAAGGUGCUGUGCAACAAUGACUAAAAAUAGAAAGUUAAAAACAGGAGAUAACAAUAUAAAAACAAAAUAAUAAUAAUAAAAAACUACAAACUAAAUACAAAUGAAGUUAAAAACGGUUUGUGAUGAACUCAAACAGGAUCGGCAUUCUAUACUUUAAUUUCUCGUUACUUACUGACAAUAUACACACACACACAUUAUAUAUAUAUAUAUAUAUAUACACACAUCUUAAGUCUUCAAUCGUAUGUAUCUUUAGUCUUUUCCCACAUAUUUGGGAAAAAAAAUAUUCUAAAAUAUCAUUGUAGCAUCAAGAUUUCCCUUCAACUGGAACUAAAGGGCCAAAAAAAACCUUAAAAAACAACCCUAAACCAAAAGUACAACAAAAUACUUUUGUGUUAAUAAUUUGUCUUUCCUCCUAUUUAAUGUCACAUUCCUUUCGACACAGUGUGAGGUGACGCAUUCCUUUUGUCUUGAGACAGCUGUCGAGCGACCGAGCAUUACAUUAAACUCUAAUGGCGAAGCUUACCUCAGCAAUCCUUCGGUGGCAGAUGACUAAAGCUCAUAGUGGAGGCCGGGACAAUUGUUGCUCCUGGUUUCUGAGACUUAAGGCACAUGCUGUUCUUUCCGCUUCGCCAUACAGUCAAUGACCCAGCCAUUAUCCAGCUACAGUUUGUCUACAGAUAAAAGCACUUAAAACCAGAUUAUUAAAGAUUAGCACUCAAUUACCCGAAUAAAUGCUACAUGUAGUCGAGUAUUCCAGAUGGGGAUAUACUCCUGAGAUAAUGUUUUUGAAAAUGGAGGGGUAUUUCAAAAUAUAUUUUUGUCAUACUGUAGUUGUUGUUGUUGUUGGGCCACAUAGCUGUUGCAAAGUAACCAAGUGUCGUUACUUUUACACAAAAAAACACUUAAUAGAAGUAUUUUCCAGCAGUGCAAACCAUUUUAAUGUUGGGCCUGGAUAGCUGAAAGCUGCAGAACACGUGCCUUUCAUAUGUGUUACUAAAGCCGACUUUACACACAUAUUCUCUAAUUACUGAAUUCAUGUGUUAGUAAUUAAUCAUCGAGGACAAUUCUGGCUAUGAAUCAGGUCGUAUAAUGAUACUGUGCCACUUUAAAGGAAUAAUUUAACACUUUUUGGAAAUAGGUUUAUUCACUUUCUUAUCAAGAGUUAGCUGAGAAGAUUGAUAGCACUCUAUAGCUGAUUAGCUUAGCUUAGCAUACAGACUGGAAGCAGCGGGGACAGCUAGUUUGGCUCUGUCCAAAGGUAAACAUAAAUGUUUUUAGCAGGAUAUAUGUUCCCAUUAAGAGCCAUUCACCUAAAGACUUAUAGCAAGGGAAAACCGUAAACCACUAGCUUGAAGUACAAAAAAAUCUGCCAACAAUUUGUGGUAUUACAUUUCUGUUUGUGUAUGAACAAACAACAUAUAGCAUGCUAGUUAGCGAGCUUGAACGAUGCUGAUAGGUGGAUUUUGUCACCUUUGGACAGAGCCAGGCUAACACCAGCUAAGCGGCUGCUGGCAGUAUACUAGCUUCACUUUUAGCAUACAGACACGAGAGUGGUAUCAAACGUCUCAUCAAGAAAGCAAAUAAUAAUAUUUUCCCAAAAUGUCCUUUAAGAUUCAUAGUCAAUUCAAAAAAGAUAAUCUGCACUUAAGAGAGCAGGUUUCAAUCUGAAAAUAAAGUUGUGGUGUUAACAGCAGUAAACAUCCAAGAUAGUCCUCCAUCGUCAGAGUAAACCACCGAGGCCGGCUCCCGUGCCCCCACGGCGCCUAUUAUGAUUGGAUCCCCCCCCCGCUGUCUAACACGCUGCUGACAGUGCUGCUUCGCUUCUGUUAUGUUAGCAUUAAUGUUCAAACUCCUUUUAUCAGACUGCACUCGUGUGUAAAACCUGGCUGAGACAUAAAAGCCAGUUUCCCCAUCCACAUUCAUUGGUUUCACAUAUCUAACAGCAAAUUUGGCAGAGUGCCUCUUUAAUGCUAAUUCAUAAUCAUAAUUAACAAAUGUGAUCAUCAAACAAUACUGAUUUAUAUAAUAAUAUAAUAAUAAUAAUAAUAAUAAUAGCAACCAUACCCAGUUAUAAACUAGCUAUACUACACUUGCUAGGAAAACUUUGAAAUCAUAAACCCUGAUUGUCACUUUCAAAGUACUUAAUAUGAUUUGAUUCCCUCUUACUGCUAAAUAUUUAAUUUGCUGUGGGAGCAAGUGACUGUUCUCUAAACUCCUCCCUCUUUAGUCGCCAACAUAUUUUUUAUUUAGCUAUAUUUUAUCUAGCUAAUUAGCAUGAUACCCAGGAAACUCAUUAUCCCCUGUACCCUGUAAAAGUACCUUUAUAUAUGCCCUGUCAGCUACAUACUGUACAUGACACAAUGGUAAAAGACGGAGGCUAAAGCUACAACGUUAGCUGGGGUUACUGGAGUGUAAACCUCCACAAAUCAGAGCAGGGCUGCUAACGUUACACUGAGAUAUAGCAGCAUCCAGUACCAGAGGGUAAAUACUUCAUGGUAGAAGUCCUGAAGGGGGCAUUUUUGAAAAUAACCUGUAACUGCGCACAAUAUUGUAGUCAGCGAAUAAUAUUUUGCUUCGCUUUGGAUAUAACGUUACAUUAGUGAUACUAAGCUAGUUAGCCGGAACUGCUAACAUUUACGUUAGAGAUGACAAACAUUCCUUACACUCAUAUCUUCUAAGUUUUAGAUUUGGAAAAAAUAAACAACUCAAAAGCAAUAUUGCCAACUCUUUCCCAAUGAAAGUAGCUAGCACUAGCUCCAAAAGUUGCGUAUCAUUUUUUUUAUAGAGCCAAGUGGCUGUGUUGGAUAACUGUCUGCUGCUCACAGUCGAAGGGAGAGAGAUUUGCGUUGUUGGCAGAAGAGCCGUGGACGUGGAUUACUACAAGCAGCAUGCACAGGAAGGAAUAACAAUAGACCUUGCUUUAUCUCUUGAUGGUCUGAAGUUGAUAGAUUUAUCACUAGUCGCUUAUUAGCAAUUCAGUCGCUAAGAUGGUCUGAUAAGGUGCUAAAUCAAGCGAGACAGUUGGCAACACAAAGGUCGUUAUAUAUAGUUUGUGGAGAUAUUCAAAGUUUGACAGACCUGCCGGCUAAUUACAGUUGCUAUGUAAGCUAUGAUUGGGCAAUCGCUGUUUAGGGGGCGGGGUUUACUGAACAGUCAUUUUGGACAAAAAUUCCCAACAUCCUCAUUCCCCAAUUCUUUAGCUGAUGCAGUGAAUUUCCAAACGUCAGGACGUUAGUUAUCAUGUUUCCAUCUAAUUGAGAAGCAAAAUUUAGGCAAACUUUUAAAAUGUCAAGAAAAGAAAAGAAAAUGUGAAUUAGAAGCAUUUCCAUCAACUGGUUUAGAGCGAACAAACUAGACUAGGCAAAGCGUAGUUUCGUCACAAGUUGACGUUACGCAGGGCUGUAGAAUGCAAACCGGCGUGCUAGAUCAAAGGGUUUAGAAGCGAAGUUCUUUAGCUAAAUGGAGAGAGGUGUAGCAUUGCACAAGUUGGCCACCUGUGCAGAACACAGGAAAACCUGACGUGUCUGAGGCACAGGCAGUAGUGCACUGCAACGCCACCACGCACCUUGUGCCACAACUGUACAGCGCACUGGAUGGGACCCAUUCCCCGAUCCUCCCCCCAUCCCAUGGAUACCGGGACCAUAGUCACGUGAGUUACAUGUUCGCUACGUCACAACUUAUUCGGCAAAGCGGUUUCUAACUCCCAUUUUGCGCAGUCUCUUUUUCAAAAAAGGCAAAAAACCACUUUUUUUUCCCCGAAUGUUUCCGUUUCCAUCAACACUUUCUACUACAUACUUCCAAAUAUGUUAUAAAUAUGUUGAUGGGAACAUGACUAGAGACGGCCAGGUUCUGUAGACCGUGCCUCCCAUUUCCUGCCCGUUCACACACAAAAGGUGUGGUAUCAAAAACAUGUGGUUCACCAGACAAACAGGUACUGGUUUAAGGGGCCAUCUCCCCCCCCCCUUUCAGUCUUACUGGUAGAUAGAGGCUCACUCGCCUUUAAACCGUCCUGUGGACCGACCCGUGAAGCGCAUCGGCGGAGCAGAAUGUUCCUCAUGUGUCUCAGAAUGUCCUCAGAGACUCAGUGAAGUGUGUCGAUGUGAGUUGGUGUUUUUUUGGGGGGAGGUUUGUCUUCCCAAAAGGCAUCCUGUCAAUGAGGAAUGGACUGCCGAGACCCCUCAACAAACUGAAGCCACUGGAUCCCUCUGGUGGAAGUAUCACUGCAGUCUCUAGAAUCGUCAGUCGAUACCGGAAGAAGAAAACGAUGGAAAUUGCAGUCGUUUCAAUUCACUUAGGCACGGGUGUGUAUGUAUAUUAUGAGCGAGUGCUGGAGGAAUGUAAAUAUAAUAAUUCUGUCUUGUAAAUCAGCAGUUUUAAUCCACGAGGCCCGACGGUUGGGUCAGAUGUUGGAUCUGGAUCUCAAAUGUCCCAGCACCAGGCUGAGGGGGGGGUGAGGACGUGAUGUUGUUGAACAGCCGGAGAGGGGCUGAGUCUAUAAACACUGCCGCUGCCUUCAAGAGCUGCCAAAAUAUUUAAAGAGGUGUUGAACCAGUCCGUCUUUCACUGGAAGAGGUGUAGUGUUCUAUUGUGGCCUGGCUUCUGUUUCACCCUUUCUUACUUCUAUAUGAAUAGUAAAAAAAAUCUGGCUGAAACAUACAUUAAGAUAUUAUCGGCUUAAAAUACUGUAUCUCCAAUAUGCAGCUUUGACUUUAACAUUUUUUAUCAGUAUCUGGCUUAAAAAGAAAAAGAAAAACAUCUUGCCAGUCAAAUUGUAGUUUGUAGGUUUUAAUUGCAACUCUGCAGGUGUUGGAGGAUAAGCAUGGCGUCGAUUAGAGACGAGGGCCGUGAGUGAGCUGAGCUGCUGUGUUUGGAGUAAAAUGGAGUUUCACUUUCAGAUAACAGAUUAGAUCUUUUACAUGGAUCACUCAGGGCAGUUAACUCUAGAGAAGCAGAGCUGUCACAGUUAAAGAAUUAGUCUCAGGAUCUUGUUAUAAUGACAUCAGGAGUCUUAAUCAAGGAGAAGGACUAACCACAUUUACAAGGACCCUAUUAUCCCAAGUUUAAUAACCACACAUUCUGUAUAUUAAUGGACAAAGCGUCCGGUUUGACGCCUUAAACCUGCUUUCUAUCUGAAUUCCAGCAGGGGGAGACUCACGGGGUUGCAAAAGGAGGUCUAAAUUUUGGUGCCAAAAUUUCAUGUAAUUUUAUUUAAACCCACAAAUGUCAACUUCAUGGUGGCUCUAAGGAAAGUCAUUGGGAUUCAUCCUCUGAGGAACACGACUGGCGUGGCAAUCCAUCCAGUAGCUGUCGACAUAUUCCAGUUGGGACCGAAGAGGUGGACCAAACGACAUCUUUUAAAAAUAGCUUUAGGGCUUUUGGGUACUCUUUACAAAACUUCUCUCAAAACGAUUUAUAUUCCUCUUGCUGUGAGAUGCCUUGUCAUUAUAACAAGAUACUUGACUGGGAAGUUGAAGCAUGUACUUGUGUCCACACCUCAGAGCAGCUGCAAAGUAGUUUUCUGUCCCCUGUGAUUCACUGAUAGUAGUUUCACAGCAGGUGUUCAGUGUUAAUGUGAAUAAUUCUUUGCGCUCUGGAGGUACAGUGACAAGGAUCCAUGUUUUACAUUCACCAAAACCUUUACCUGUGAACCAGUUGUACAGCGUGACUCAUCAUAUUGCAAACCGCCAGAAGUUGUCACUAUAUGAGCAAUAAAAACAUCAAACUCCCUGUGGUGAAUCCUCUCUCUAAACCCGAGAAACCCACACUUCCUCCCUCACUCUCGCUCUGCUUGCAUUAAAGAGGUUCCUCCGAGUCGGAUGAUGAAGGCAGCUCUCCCAUAAUCACUGUCUUAGCUAUAGAGGGCCCCUCCAUGAAUCUGCACUGUGUGUCUAUGUACACACACACACACAAAAAAAUAGCUUUUUCUUUUUUUUCUCUGUAAGCAAUAAUGCCGUCGCAUUAGAAGGCUCUCUGAGGGUUUGUCUUCUGCUUUAGGAUGCAACAAAAAGGUUCUGUCAGCAGCAACUUAAAAGUCACAGAGCAGAAAAGCCCCCCCCCCUCCUUAGAGAAUAGGAUUGUGAGUCAUACUAUGCUGCCUGUUGUAAGGUCCACUUAUCAAAGCCCUGGCCCUGUAACAAGUCUGCUGCUGGCUAGUUUUACAGUUCAAAAUUCAAAAAAGAUCUUCAUGUUAGCGGAAAAAUGAAUGUGAAGUUUUCUUCUUCCCGUGAUAAAGGAGACAUUCCUCAGCAGUUUGGGUACAUUUGACAUUUUGGACUGUUGCACUUUGUUCUCUCACUGUGUGCCAACAUGGCUAACGAGGGGGCGGGGGGGAUAAAUAACAUCACUGAGAGCUGUGACUGGUCCCUUCUUCUGGUCCUCCAAGCUUGAAGACAAACCCUAUGAUUGGCUCUUCUUCAACAUGCAGGUUAGGUUAAAAAAAACACAGUAAAACACACGUUGAGUACCUGUAUUAUGUGUUCCUGUAGUAUAUAAAAUAUGUGUACUGUAACUGGUGACUAAUUAUCAUGUAUAUAAAGACUAGAACAAUU
Etheostoma spectabile (orangethroat darter) is the source of this 9440-nucleotide messenger RNA. It is a transcript of the gene ppm1e, whose product is annotated as protein phosphatase, Mg2+/Mn2+ dependent, 1E. The transcript has 7 exons. The record is from RefSeq and is a predicted model, not a curated record. NCBI's taxonomy places the organism in Eukaryota, Metazoa, Chordata, Actinopteri, Perciformes, Percidae. Bases 350 to 2224 code for a protein of 624 amino acids. Gene Ontology annotation, molecular function: protein serine/threonine phosphatase activity; cation binding. Gene Ontology annotation, cellular component: nucleus. Gene Ontology annotation, biological process: protein dephosphorylation; negative regulation of protein kinase activity.